This is a messenger RNA of Oryzias latipes (Japanese medaka), 5040 nucleotides long. RefSeq names its product TBC1 (tre-2/USP6, BUB2, cdc16) domain family, member 1. Lineage: Eukaryota; Metazoa; Chordata; Actinopteri; Beloniformes; Adrianichthyidae. The record is from RefSeq and is a predicted model, not a curated record.
CUUGUCAUGCUGAGGAAGGCGGUCUGGCCUGCCCUGUCUUCUAUUUUUAACCGGAGCUUUGACGACUUCAGCUGUGGAAAGGUCUCGCGGCGUGUUUUUCUCCUUUGUGUUUGCAGCGCGUGCAGCUCUUCACGCGGGACCGAACUGAAACAGGUAUGGGGGAGGAACUGCUCUAAGAAGUCAUGGAGGGGCUUUAUUUUGAGACCAAACCAAGGAGAGGCGAACAGCAGAGGCUGCAGAGCUCUGACACACUCGGUAUUGGUCUAACGUCAAACCACCGCUCCUGCCCGUCCUUCUCCCACCUGAGCUCUGCCUCUCCAAAAGACCAGAGGUUGGUGUCUCCCAGGGAGAGGAGUGCAUCCUGGAAGCCACAGGUCAAUGACGACAGGGGCCAGGAGAUAAACUACAAACUGACUCUUAUUGGUUCCCAGCCAGUCCACCAUCUGACCACCAUGACCAUGCUGCCCUGGGUGGUGGCGGAAAUCUGCAGGUCCGCAGCAAGGGAUCCAGGUGCUGGAUCACCUGAUCGCAGGAGUGGAGGCGGUUACUUGAAUCCUGCGACGUACAAUAAAGCAGUUUGGCUCAGUGUGUCGCUGUCCUGGGUUCGGUGUGUGUCUGCUCAGGGACAACAACAUUUCUGGGACCCUCUGACACAUACCGUGCUGUUUGAAUGCCGACCUCACCAAGUGACCAACCUGAUGCACAACAGCCAGGAGCCCAGUAGCUUUGCCUGCUUAGUGAGGGACACUCCAGGCAGGCAAAGCUGUGCCUGCUAUGUCUUCAGGUGCCAGGAAACCACCAAGGUCCCAGAGAUCAUCGGUACUUUGAGGCAAGCUAGCAAAAGCUCAGCACGCAACAAUGACAUCACCCCUUUUCCCAGCCAGGCCUCAGGUAUUUCUGGAGCCAGCGACUCCUCUCUUUCCACUACAUCAAGCUCCUCUGCCACUGUUUCGGCAGUGUCUCCAGCAAACUUUGCCAAAAAGUUUGAGGUACUCUUUUGUGGCCGAGUGAGCGUCGCUCACAAAAAGGCCCCACCUGCCCUCAUAGAUGAGUGCAUCGAGAAGUUCAGUCAGCUGCAUAGCUUGGGCAAAACGGAUAAAGGAAACAGUGGUGGGCUGGUGGAUGGGCUGAAGCGGGCCCUGAGCUUCCAAUCAAAUGGACUGGGAGGUGGCGCUGUGGGUAAUGGUGCGGAGGGGAGCUUCAACACUGGGACACGUCCGUUGUUCAAGAAGGAGCCCAGCUUUCCCAGCCUGCAUGGUCUGGAUGAGAAUGGUCUUUCCCCAGAGAUUUCUAAUGCCAACACUACAGAUCCGCAUACUCUCUCCACCAAGGUCCAGCCCAGCAACCUACAGGAGAACCGGACCAUGCUGUUCACGGUGGGCAGGUCCCAGAUCUACUUGGUCAGUCCAGAUACUAAGAAAGUCGCCAUAGAGAAGAGUUUCCGAGAAAUUUCCUUCUGCUCACAGGGGAUUCGUCAUGUUGAUCACUUCGGUUUCAUUUGCAGGGAAACGGUAGAAGGUGGAAACGGCCACUUUGUGUGCUAUGUGUUCCAGUGCACUGAUGAAUCACUGGUGGAUGAAAUCAUGCUGACUUUGAAGCAAGCAUUCUCCGUUGCAGCCCUGCAGCAAAAUGCAAAGACCCAAAGCCAGCAAUGUGACGUCUGCCCCAUGCAGCAACUCCACAGGCUGUGUGAGAGGAUAGAAGGUAGUGCGGACUCCAUUGGUCAAAACCCGUCUAAAACAAAGUUGGAGCUUCAGAGACACAUGGCCUCUCUGGACAAUGAGGAGCAAGCUCAGAUCUUUGAAAACACUAUGCGGGCUUGUCCUAAAAGCGAUCAAGAAGAAAAUGAGUUGGUGAUGGUCUCCCUUAGGAAUCUCUACGAGGAAAAACAGAAACACCAUCAGCACACAGUUCCUGGAGAAGCCAAGCAGGCACCUGAAGAUGCAGCUCCAGCGGCCCAGGAGGCUCCACAGCAAAGCAGCAGUCGGCAGCGACUUGAACAGUUUAAGACUCGUGCCAAACGCUCCCUCACAGAGUCUCUGGAGGGCAUCUGGAAGGGAAGCAGCAAGGCCAAAUCUCAGAUGGACAACAGUGAGGAAAGUGAGAGCAGCUCCUCCAUUUGUACUGUAAGCAGCAGCCAGGACCAGCCGUGCCUCGAUGACCCCUUAUGUACGCCCCCUGCCUUAAGACCCACCAGCCCCCUCAGUUCCCACAACUCAACAGGUGACCUGAAACGACUCGACGGCUCACCUACCCCGUUACCUCGCUCCUCUUCCCCCUGUAAUGCUGAACAACAGGGCUUCCGUCGGCGGGCCAGCACCUUCAGCCAUUCCCCCUCCCCUUCCUCAGUCCACGAGGACUUCCCGCUGCAGAAAGUAAUACACACAGGACAGGACCCGGGUGCAACCACCAAACCCAAGCUCGUGCGACACUACUCUGUCAGCACCGACUCGCCUCACCAGAGCAAAAAUGUCCCAACCAACUCUACCCUUCCUCCUCUUCCUUCCUGCCCUUCAUCCCACUCUCCUGUCCUUCAUCAUCAGUCCUCACCUUCUGCUGGAGCACGGUUCAAUAAAAGAAGCCCUCUGGGUGGUCUCCGUGCUCGUCUGCACUCCUCCUCUUCUGUUCCUAACUUUCUGAAAUUUCAAUUUCUGGCUCCCGUUCAAGAAAAUGAUUGUCCUGAACCAAAGAAAAGUGAUGUAGCAGCUCUCUCUGCACCGAGGGCAGCGUCCGUGGUCGGCCAAAGCCCUCUCCGCAGCCACCGGCACUCAUGGAGGCAACAGAUCUUCCUUCGGGUUUCUACACCUCAGAAAGGCACAGACAGCAGUGAGCUGGUGGAUCCCUGCCUGGAGGGAAGUCGGCUGAGUGUGGGACAGAUGUGUGGAGGAAGUGGGGACUCUAUCAUGAAUGCAGUGCCAGAGGAGGCAGCUAAAAAGAGCAAAGAGGAGCUGAGGGAGCUGUGGAGGAAGGCCAUCCUGCAGCAGAUCCUGCUGCUGAGGAUGGAGAAGGAGAACCAGAAGCUGCAAGCCUCUGAGAAUAACCUGCUAAACAAACGCCUCAAGCUGGACUACGAAGAAAUCACGCCGUGUCUGAAGGACGUCACUUUGGUGUGGGAGAAAAUGCUGGGAACUCCUGGAAGAGCAAAAGUCAAGUUUGACACAGAGACUAUACACGCUGCUGUUGCACAAGGUGUUCCUCGGCAGCAUCGAGGUGAAAUCUGGAAGUUCCUCUCUGAGCAGUACCUGCUCAGACAGACGGUCCCUGCCCGGCCCCCUUCCAAUCCCACUCCAUACAAGGAGCUGCUGAAGCAGCUCACGUCACAGCAACACGCAAUCCUCAUCGACCUGGGUCGCACUUUUCCCAGUCAUCCAUAUUUCCAAGCUCAGCUGGGUGCAGGACAGCUGUCGCUGUACAACAUCCUUAAAGCCUACUCAUUGCUUGACCCUGAGGUGGGCUACUGUCAGGGCCUGUCCUUUAUAGCUGGAGUUCUGCUUCUACACAUGGGGGAGGAGGAUGCCUUUAACAUGCUCAAAUUUCUGAUGUAUGACGUAGGACUUCGUAAACAAUACAGGCCUGACAUGAUAAUCCUACAGAUUCAGAUGUACCAGCUGUCGCGGCUGCUUCACGACUACCACAGGGAUUUGCACGGCCACUUUGAGCAGCAGGAGAUCGGACCCAGCUUGUACGCCACUCCUUGGUUCCUUACUUUAUUUGCGUCUCACUUCCCCCUUGGCUUUGUGGCUCGUGUCUUUGACAUGUUGUUCCUCCAGGGCCCAGAGGUCAUAUUCAAGGUGGCCUUGAGUCUGCUGGGAAGCCACAAGCCUCUGAUCCUGCAACACGACAGUCUGGAGUCCAUAGUGGACUUCAUCAAGACCACACUGCCCAACCUGGGCCUGGUGCAGAUGGAGAAGACCAUCAACCAGGUCUGUGAGAUGGACGUUUCCAAGCAGCUGCAGGCGUAUGAGGUGGAGUAUCACGUACUACAGGACGAGCUGCUGGACACGCCCACAACCCUCAACCAGCAACAGCGAGCUGCACAGCUGGAGAGGACCAAUCAGAGUCUGCGCCAGCAGAACCUCGACCUGCUAGAGGAGCUGCAGGUGUGCCACGCUCGAGUCUGCAACCUGGAGGGCCAAGUGGAGGUUUUGGCUCAGUCAGAGAGCCGGCUGAAGGAGCAGGUUUCUGCUCUGGAGGAGGAGAAGCUGCAGCUGGAGACGACCGCCACACAGCUCCAGAACCUUCUCACCAGCCUGGGAAUACACCCCAGCAGCCUUGAUGGACUCACACUCCUGCCCCCCUCUGACACACAGAAAGGUCUGGAUGUCAGGACAGCAGACCCAGAGCAUCCCGCUCUCCCACAGGGUUCUUAACUCCAUCGCGGUAGCCGUUGAAAUGGUGACGUUGAGCCACGUGUGAAAGGCACAGGAGGAGGAGGACGCCGGCUUUCCCUCCAGAUAUUUUAAAUAAAAGAGAGAGACGAGCUUUUGAGCUGAGAACUGAAGGCGUAGAAAAGGAGAAAAGAGUAGGGCUGAGCUCAAAGGGGACAGCCCCGUCUUCUCCCACUCAAGCGAAUGUAAAGGAACGUGUUGGUUAACAAAAAAAAAAAGAAGAAGCUGCACCUUCAGGCUGCCGUCUUGUGUUCUGUUCUACAAGGUUAAAACAGCCCAAAGAAUGUCCUCACGCUUGAGAACAAAGAGUCCACGCCACAGUAUUCUGGAGCAUGGCGAUCCUUACUGUUACACAGCAGGAAAAAAAAAAAAUCAUCUCCAAAGAAAAAUCCAAAAUGCACAAGAUUUUCAUGACCUAAAAAGCGAUGACCAUGAAAAAGUGUUUGUUGAUUUUUGGCAUUAGAUAAAUGAUGUUGGGUGUUGGAUGGCGGUGCUCAUACUGGAAGGAGUUCAUUUUCAUUUUCAAACUCUUCCGCGUCCUGAUUUCAUUUAGGACCAGCAGCUUAGAAGAAGACUAACCCAAUCAAUCCAGUCCAUUUCACUGUUUUGUUUUUCGACUAUGUAUGCAUGCUGGCUCAUCUUUCAUGGUGGG